AUGAAGUGUCCGGAGGGAGGCCUGGGAAUGUGGGCUGGGCCCGGAUGCCGGGGUCACCUGGCAGGAGCGGGCGGGUCGGAGGGGCGGACCCGUGUGUGCAGGCGUGUCCUGUGCCCGGUCGGGGCGAGUGAGAUGGUUGGCGGCGGAGUCGGUGGGCGCCGAAGCCGUGCGAGGGAGCAGAGCUGAUGUGUCAGGGCGGCCCGGACGGAGCGAGGGGCCUGAAAACGAUGCCGCGGUGGAGACAGCGGAGGAGGCCAAGGAGCCCGCGGAGGCUGACAUCACUGAGCUCUGCCGGGACAUGUUCUCCAAGAUGGCAACUUACCUGACGGGGGAACUGACGGCCACCAGCGAAGACUAUAAGCUCCUGGAAAAUAUGAAUAAAUUAACCAGCCUGAAGUAUCUUGAAAUGAAAGAUAUUGCUAUAAACAUUAGUAGAAACUUAAAGGACUUAAACCAGAAGUAUGCUGAACUACAGCCUUAUCUGGAUCAAAUCAAUGUAAUUGAGGAGCAAGUAGCAGCUCUUGAACAGGCAGCCUACAAAUUGGAUGCAUAUUCCAAAAAACUGGAAGCCAAGUACAAGAAGCUGGAGAAGCGAUGAAAAACUUAUUCCUGUGGAACAAAGUCUUUUUUUAAUGUGGAAGAAUGAGACCUGAAUCCUGAGGCUGAUGAAUUGUCACAACUCCUCAAAAGGAAACCAUGCUGGCCGUCCCAGAAGCAUCCCGCCAUUGGAGUAAACUGGAGAACUGUGGCUACUCCUGAAUUUCUCUUGGGGCAGCAUCCCUCAGAAACGCACACUUAUCACCCCCUACCUUUUACUUGAAUGUUUAAUUAUCUAUUUAGGACACCAAGUCUCUCAAAGUUCAGGAUAAACCUGGGCUUUUCAGUUGAAUCAAAUGAGAGGGCUUAUUUUCUAAGUGGCUGGAUUUUGAGUUACUGUGUAAAUGGUUUUUUUGUUUGUUUGUUUGGUGUUUUUUUUUGAGCUAAUGUAUUGCUAACAGGAAUCUAAAUUUAAAAAGGAAAAUAAAACAAACUUCUUCAGUUUCUCA
Messenger RNA from Myotis myotis, 1046 nucleotides. It is a transcript of the gene BLOC1S2, whose product is annotated as biogenesis of lysosomal organelles complex 1 subunit 2. The record is from RefSeq and is a predicted model, not a curated record. Gene Ontology annotation, molecular function: gamma-tubulin binding. Lineage: Eukaryota; Metazoa; Chordata; Mammalia; Chiroptera; Vespertilionidae. Gene Ontology annotation, cellular component: BORC complex; BLOC-1 complex; gamma-tubulin complex. Bases 299 to 598 code for a protein of 99 amino acids. The transcript is spliced from 5 exons. Gene Ontology annotation, biological process: endosomal transport; lysosome localization.